CCAGCCUUCUGUAGCCUGGAGAAGUUCUACGCGGACCCCGAGUCUCCCGACGGGCACUCGUACCGCCUGCAGUCCUGGAUCUUCGGGAGCCGAGUCCUGCAGUACGCCGACGCCUUGGAGCACCUGCUCAGCACAGGUCAAGGCGUGGUGCUGGAGCGCUCUCCCUACAGUGACUUCGUGUUCCUGGAUACCAUGUUAAAGCAGGGAUAUGUCCACAAGAGAUGCCUUGAUCACUACAAAGAGGUCAAGGAGAUCAGCAUUUCUGAGUUGCUGCCACCUCACUUGGUCAUUUAUGUAGAUGUGCCUGUCCCAGAAGUGCAGAAGAGGAUUAAAGAGAAAGGCAAGCCAUAUGAGAAAAAGGUGUCUCCUUCCUAUCUCCAGAGCAUUGAGGAUGCUUACAAGAAGACCUUCCUACCAGAGAUCAGUGAGAGCAGUGAAGUUCUGCAGUACACAGCGACUGCAGCUGAGGAUGUGGAGAAGGUAAGUUUUGCUUUUCUGGGAGUAAGUUUAAUCGAUUUCCCUUAGUUCAGUGAACUUUCC
Molecule: messenger RNA, 540 nt
Organism: Vidua chalybeata
Lineage: Eukaryota; Metazoa; Chordata; Aves; Passeriformes; Viduidae
Product: NADH dehydrogenase [ubiquinone] 1 alpha subcomplex subunit 10, mitochondrial-like
Exons: 5
Biological process (GO): nucleobase-containing compound metabolic process; mitochondrial electron transport, NADH to ubiquinone
Cellular component (GO): cytoplasm
Molecular function (GO): deoxynucleoside kinase activity; ATP binding
Source: RefSeq, a predicted model, not a curated record